AUGGCUGCCUUGGACGCACCCAACAAUCCCCCCCACCCGGCUGCCCUGGGUCAGGCAAUUGCACCACUCCUUAUUAUUAGUCAUGACCUCAAAGCUGCCAGUGUGGCCGCAUCGAGCUGGUACGUGGCAGCAUACAGCCUGACAGUGGGAACAUUUAUUUUGAUUGCUGGGAGGUUUGGAGAUGCCUAUGGCCACCGACUGAUGAUCCUCAUUGGCUAUGUUUGGUUCGGGUUAUGGUCGCUAGCAUGUGGCUUUGGUGUUUACUCCGGAAAUGUGCUUUUCAUUAUCUUCCGCGCUUUCCAAGGAAUUGGGCCCGCUAUGCUCCUCCCAAAUUCCCUCGCUGUCCUUGCGCAUAUGUUUCCACCGGGGCUGAAGAGGAACAUCUCUUUCAGUCUAUUUGCAGCUGCCGCCCCCAACGGGUACCUUCUGGGCUGUCUCUUUUCCAGCAUCUUUGCCCAGCUUGUCUGGUGGCCUUGGGCCUAUUGGGUUCUCGGGGCCGUCUGCUUUGCUGCUGCUUUGCUGGCCCUGAUUGUCAUCCCACCCCAGGCGUCGGAUAUGCAACCUAGACCCGGCCUAGAGCAGAUGGACCUUUUUGGUGCUUUCUGCGGGGUCAUAGGGUUGAUUCUCGUGAAUUUCGCAUGGAAUCAAGGUGCAGUUGUGGGCUGGUCCACGCCAUACACAUAUGCACUCCUUAUCGUGGGGCUUGCGUUCCUGCUCCUCUUUGCCUGGCUGGAAACACGGAGCUCUCAUCCAGUCUUGCCUACACAGACUCUUAAUUUAGACACCAUCUUCGUGCUGACAUGCAUCUCAUGUGGCUGGGCUAGCUUUGGGAUCUGGCUGUUCUAUGCAUGGCAGGUAUCUGAACGAAUCCUCGGAUAUACUCCGCUCAGUGUCGUCGCACAGUUUACCCCCGUGGGCAUCUCAGGUAUCCUUGCGGCUUUUUCGGUUGCCUACCUGAUUGGACGACUCAAGCCAUACUACAUCAUGCCCAUGUCGAUGCUUUCGUUCUUGUUAGGCUCCGUCUUGUUCGCCACGGCGCCGGUGCAGCAAGUCUACUGGGCCCAGGCCUUUGUAUCGAUCAUCAUCAUGCCAUGGGGAAUGGAUCUGUCCUAUCCGUCCGGCACAAUCCUGCUGAGUGCUGCAACGCCACAUCAGAAUCAAGGCAUUGCCGCUUCUUUGAUGAAUACAGUUGUCAACUAUUCUAUAUCCAUAGGCUUGGGAAUUGCUGGAACUGUUGAGUCCAAUCUGAGCUCCUCAGGUCAUAGCGUUCUUGAAAGUAUUCGCGGGGCACAAUAUCUGGGCAUCGGUCUUGCUGGAAUGGGGCUGUGUAUCUCCAUCGUCUAUCUUGUUUUGAGCAUAAGCCGCUCAAAGGCAAAGGCCCAUGGGACGGGAAGUGACAGGGAUUGCACCCCGAAGCCUAGCUCCUCGGAAAUGACGGAAGCUUAG
This is a messenger RNA of Penicillium canariense, 1446 nucleotides long. Its product is annotated as MFS transporter. The record is from RefSeq and is a predicted model, not a curated record. Gene Ontology annotation, cellular component: membrane. The coding region runs from base 1 to 1446 and encodes 481 amino acids. NCBI's taxonomy places the organism in Eukaryota, Fungi, Ascomycota, Eurotiomycetes, Eurotiales, Aspergillaceae. Gene Ontology annotation, molecular function: transmembrane transporter activity. Gene Ontology annotation, biological process: transmembrane transport. The transcript has 3 exons.